UCCUGGUGCAGGCUGCUGGCACACCCCAAGAGGGUGUGGACCGUGUAUUGAAUAUAUGAUAGCCAACUAGGGCAGAGAGCAAAAGAACUGGUUGGAAGAAUAAUGACAGCACAGGAAGAUGAAUCUCCAGUUCAGCAAUUCUAGUCCCAGCUCUUUUGCUGUGUGAACUUAGCUAAGUGUCUUCCUCUUUGUAGGCACCAGUCUGUAUUUGUAAAAUGAAGGCUUGGAUUGGCUGGUCUCUAAAGUCCCCUCCAGGAUUGAUGCUCUGGGAUUCUGUGAUCGGUGUGAAGACUGGGCAUCAGUGGAAGGAAACAGGGAACCUGGUCAGUGUCCCCAACAUCAGAAGGGCUGCCAUGGGCAGAGGAUACAGACUUGUCCUUCAGGGGUCCGGAGGGCAGAAGCAAGACUGGAAGGAAGCAAAUAUUAGCCCAAGAAUGGGAAGAACUUCAACGGCUGGAGCAGUUCAACUCAAACUAGCUGCCUGAGAAGAGCAUAGUUCUUCCCAGUCAUGGAAAAGUUCAAGCAAAGGGAGGUGGUCAUCCCAGAGCUGGAACACAGGGAGUCAGAGGAAAAAUAUUUGUGAAUUUGUUCCUAGCAUUAUCUGAAGACAAGAUAGUCUACCAGGGACUGAAGACAUGAAGUGUCACAGAUACAAAGCCCGACUGUUUACCGCAAGACUGUGGACACCCCACGGCAGAGAACUGCUAAACUUCAUUCCAUGGACGUUGAGCACCUGUUUAUGUUAAUUUCAGGUAAAUGGAAGAGCUGGAGGCCAGUUUAUUCCAGACACGAAAAGCACACCGAAUAGAACAAAUGGUGGCGAGAUGGCUUCGGCGCUCCCAGGACAGCUCGGCCAGAGCUAAAGUUGCUGCAGCUGAUGGGCCCCCUGGGGUCCCAAUUCAGACCUUCACACCGGUGAAGCGCACAGUAAAAAUAGACAAAGAUGCCCUCCUCCAAGACUAUGGAUUUCACAUUUCCGAGAGCCUUCCCCUCACGGUGGUGGCCGUCACAGCAGGAGGCUCUGCUCAUGGCAAGCUUUUCCCUGGUGAUCAGAUCCUCCAAAUGAACAAUGAGCCCCCUGAAGCCCUUUCCUGUGAACGAGCGAUCGAUAUCCUGAGGGAAGCUGAAGAUUCACUUUCAAUCACAGUUCUCCGCGGCACGUUGGGAGCUCCCAAGUCAUCCUUCCUGACUGAGGAGAAGAGAGCCAGGCUAAAGACCAACCCCGUGAAGGUGCACUUUGCUGAGGAGGUGCUCGUCAGUACACACAGCCAGGGUAAUUCUUUGCUGUGUAUGCCCAAUGUGCUCAAGUUGUACUUGGAGAAUGGACAGACCAAAGCAUUCAAGUUUGAAGCAAAUACAACUGUGAAGGACAUCAUCCUCACAGUGAAGGAGAAGCUGUCGAUCCGGAGUAUGGAGUACUUUGCGCUGGCACUGGAAGAGCAGUACAACAUCUCACGGCUGCACCUGCUGCACGAGGAGGAGCUCAUCCAGCAGGUGGUGGAAAGGGAGGAGUCACAUGACUACCGCUGCCUCUUCAGAGUGUGUUUUGUUCCCAAGGACCCCCUGGACCUCCUGAAAGAAGACCCGGUGGCCUUUGAAUACCUUUACCUGCAGAGUUGCAGUGACGUGCUCCAGGAGCGCUUUGCUGUAGAAAUGAAAUGUAGCUCUGCGCUCCGACUUGCAGCCCUGCACAUCCAGGAGCGGAUCUAUGCAUGUGCCCAGCCACAGAAGAUCUCUUUGAAGUACAUAGAGAAAGACUGGGGAAUAGAGAACUUUAUAUCUCCAACUUUACUGCGAAACAUGAAGGGCAAAGACAUCAAGAAAGCCAUUAGCUUCCACAUGAAGAGAAACCAGAAUUUGCUAGAACCCCGACAAAAGCAACUUAUUUCUGCUGCCCAGCUACGUUUAAAUUAUCUCCAGAUCCUCGGGGAACUCAAGACAUAUGGUGGGAAAAUCUUUAAUGCUACUUUAAUGUUACAGGAUAGAGAAUCCUACAUUGCCCUUCUGGUUGGAGCCAAGUAUGGGAUUAGCCAAAUUAUCAACAGCAAGCUCAACAUCAUGUCCACGUUGGCAGAGUUUGCAAACAUCAGCCGUGUGGAGCUGACAGAAGAGUCUGAGAAAGUGAGCAUGGUCAAAGUGUAUCUUCAGGAUGUCAAGGUUCUCACUUUGCUGCUGGAAUCCAACAGUGCGAAAGACCUAGCCUGCCUGGUUGCUGGGUACUACAGACUGUUUGUUGACCCCGUUACUUCCGUUUUCCUCUGGCCGGGAAACAAACAACAGGUGCACCGGGUAUCUGCUGAAGAAGGCUAUGAAUCCAGGGCAUGCAGCGACUCAGAGGAGUCCUCCGAAGUAGACUGUGUGCUGGAGCCUCUCUCUGACAGACACCUGCUGAUGCUGGGCCCCUGCAGACUGCUUGUAAAAGAGGAACAGCCUCCUGGGGACAGUCCCAUGCCUGAGGCGGCCAGGAAAGGCCCAAGCCCCUGCGGGGUCAGCAGCAUGACAGACAGCGCUGAGUCCGAGGCAUCUGACUCGGCCAACACCGAGAGCCGAGGCUGUAGGACCAGUGGCUCCAGUGAGUCCGUGGAUGCCCUGGAAGAGGACGACUUUGACGUCUGCUCCUCCAGCCGGUCCAGCUUCUUCCACUUUGCCUCGCCAGGCUUCCCAGAGGGUCUUGAUCCCAACAACCAAGAGGAGAGAAGCAGGGUUGAAACCAGCGGCUUCCUCUGUCUCCUGGACCUGGCACAGACACCCAACCCUCCAUGCCAGAAGACAGAGCUUUCCGAGAGUCCCACUCCUGAAACGUUCAGCUGGGGACCUGAACUGAGUGCAGCCAGGCUGGACCCCAGGCUGCAUGAGGGCAGCAGGACCGACUACUACAGCCUGUGCUCCAGGGUCUCCCCUGCCACCCACCUGAGCGACAGCUCGGAGAGCACAGCUUCCCAGCAAGGUGGGAACCUGCCGGCCUUGGGGCAGCAGGGCUGGACAGAGGCCCAGCCCAGCUCUAGACUGGAAGCCCUGGCCUUUGAGGAAGGCAGCUCGGAUGAGGAAUAUUAUGAUGCAGCUGACAAGCUCACACCCCCUGACGUCCUCUCAGGGCCCAGAGCUAUGUCUGCUGGAGAACCCAGUGCCACAGGCUUGCAGAAUAAGGCUAGUUCUUGCAGCCCUGAGGACAGCCUGAAUCCCCCAGAUGGAAGACAGCCAAGCAGAAGGGGAGGAGUGAAGAAGUAUGCAAAGACUCUGAGAAAAAGAAGGUCUUUCCUACAGACUGACUACACCUGUCAGGUCUCAUUUCCCCUGGUGCCAUCAGCCUCCCUGGAGAGCAUGGACGACUUGUGCUACUAUAACCGGCAGCCCUAUCUGGCCCUCAGUGCACCCUCGCCUACUGUGUCCUCUCUGCAGAACAUGCAAGGUGAGCCCACCCUCCUGGAAACCAAGGCCCUGGGGCUGCUGGCUCCCCUGAGGGAGACCAAGAGCAAAAGCCCAGCCUCCCGGAUCAUGGAGAUGGAGCCUGAGACCAUGGAAACCAAGUCAGUCAUCGACUCUCGAGUGUCUUCUAUUUCUGCCAUUCGCCUCCGGAUUGACCCCAACCAUGAAGAAAAUUCUGAGAUUGCCCCUUUGACUGCUACUGUUGCCAGUUCCCCCACAAGCAGCCCUCACUGUUCCAACCCAGGCUCAUCUAGCCCAGACACAACUCAGGCAGGACCUUCCCAAACCUUAUCUCCAUCUCAAGACUCAGAUGGUAGUGCCCCCAAAGAACUUGCUGCAGAGCUUGGGGAUAGUACCUCCUCCCUUUCUGGUGCUGGCCCAAACCCAAACACAGUCUGCUUGGCCAUCAGCCCAGGGCCACAUACUGGCUCUCAAGGAGAUACACUAGAGCUGGGAGGAGCCCAGUUAGAAACAGGACUGGGAUCCUUGCUGGCAAAUCAUAUGCAAGAAACUGCCCCCAAAUACAUAGGCCCUUUAUUGUAUACUCAGGAUAGGCCUGCAAGUGGUGAAUGUGGAAUUAAUCCAGGAGAGAAGACAACUUCUUUCCCUACAAAGGAGGAAGAACAAGAACAACUCUCUUUGGAACAUGAUGGAGAAGUUACAAACAGAAAUGGCAACGACUUAUUACAUGAUGAACCUGGGGAGGAUUCGGGUGAUGCCAAGGGUGCCACAUCAGAUGCUGUCGCACAGACAAUCAGUGCACCAGCUGGUGGAGUAACAGCUGCCCUCUCCUUGGGGACUCCUGUAACAGGGACUCAGCAGACCCCAGCACGUUCCCCCACAAGCCCCCAGGAGCAAAGCAGAGAAGCCCCAGGCCCAGCCAGGGAGAAACAGAAACUUUGGGCAGAGCUGGAUUUAGACCCUGAUUUCUUACUUCAGGACCAGACUGUUCCAUCAGGCUUCCCACUAGUGGUGGUCAAAGCAGAGCCACUUAACCACAUGAUGGGGGAAGAUACCAUCCCUAGGGACACUCUUCAGCAGGCCUGUUUGAAUACAGGAAAUUCUCUGCCAAACUUACUACCGUGUCCCCAAGAGGAGCCCCACUUAGAAAGUUUAAGCCAUUGUUCUCUGUCAGAAAGCAAAGAGAAAAGCCCUAGCAUCUGCCUUCCUGCUGAGAAGGCUUUCCUGUGCUUUGUACCAGAAACCCAUCCUAAAGUUUCCGCCAGUCUCAGGAUGGCCACAUCUUUGGGGUUUGCAGGUAUGAAUGAGAUGGUGGCACCCAGGAUUGGGAUGGAGCAGUGCAGCUGCCAGUUCUCCUAUGCCACAUGCUUCCAUGGCCUGCAGCCAGAGACAGAGGAAGAAGACAGGGACUUGGAAGCACAGCCCACAGCCCCCCUCACAUCACCUCCCUCUGCAGGGAGCUGGUUGGCCCUGCCCUGGAGGCCUGCCAGGGCCCACAGCUGCAGUGCCCAGCCCCUGUUGAGGAAUAGGCACAUCUGGCCAGAGUACUGCUCCAGGGCUCUCAGACAGCUGAGAGCUUCCCCUGCCGGCACUGCUGAGGCCUUCAUCCAACUCAUGGAGAACUUGCUGGAAUUACAAGACAUUUUAGAAGCAUCCUGGGGGAAUGGGAACAAACACCCCCCAGAGAAGUGCACCUGGCAUUUUUCUGAAAGCCGGGGCCGCCUCUGCCUGGGCUCCCAGAAGCUUCUGUCAAGCUGUCAGCAUGUGAUCAGAAUGGACCAGUCCCCAGAAGAGAUGCAGGGUGCUGUGCGUGACACCUUCCAGCACCUGGUCCAGCUGGCUAGCAUGUGCUUCCAGUUCACACACUGCAACCGCUGCUCUGCCCGGCACAGGGAAGUGGUGGGGAACCUGAGGGAUGUGGUGUACACCUAUCACCAGUUUGUGAAGGCUGCUAAGGUGACCUGUGAAAGAGGCUACCACGACCUGAGUGUGAAACUCUUGGCGCGUCAGUGCACAGCCCUCACGGCUGCUGUGUUCUGUCUGACCCAGAAGUUCCGGGCAUCCACUGCCCUGUGAGCAGGCCCUUUGCCCAAGCCCCAAGCCCUGCCCUGUCUUGGACACUUUUCUGAGAGGCUCCUUCCAUUCUUCCACCCAACCCUCUCAAAUGUUUACUGUUUAGAGUAUUCAAAUAAACUCCUGCUUAAUCUUG
Messenger RNA from Manis pentadactyla (Chinese pangolin), 5596 nucleotides. It is a transcript of the gene FRMPD1, whose product is annotated as FERM and PDZ domain containing 1. Gene Ontology annotation, cellular component: cytoskeleton. The transcript has 19 exons. Gene Ontology annotation, molecular function: protein binding. Bases 757 to 5463 code for a protein of 1568 amino acids. The record is from RefSeq and is a predicted model, not a curated record. Gene Ontology annotation, biological process: signal transduction. NCBI's taxonomy places the organism in Eukaryota, Metazoa, Chordata, Mammalia, Pholidota, Manidae.